Molecule: messenger RNA, 3276 nt
Organism: Penicillium paradoxum
Lineage: Eukaryota; Fungi; Ascomycota; Eurotiomycetes; Eurotiales; Aspergillaceae
Product: putative NTP binding protein
Exons: 1
Coding region: 1-3276 (1091 amino acids)
Source: RefSeq, a predicted model, not a curated record
AUGGACGGAAACCGUGUCGAAUUGCCCGAUGGACAUCUCGUGAAUCUCUCACCACGACCUGCACGCCCAAGUCCAUACAAAGCCUAUCGAGCCGAGUACCAGGUAUCAGCCACAGAGUUGUCUGCGCCAGUUUCGGCUCAGAGCCCGCAGGCAAUAUCAGCAGAUCAUGUCAUUGCAAGCGUCGCGUCUGGAAAUGUGUCACAAACAUCAAAAGCGACCAAGCUGCCGCUUCCGAAGAACUUGGUUGACAAUCAUAACGACGAAUUGAACCAAACACCUUGUCCCACCGGGCUCCCCAAACCGAAGACACCUAGCCAGUCAGGACGGCCUGGUAGCCAGCCUAGAUCUUCAGAGAAAGGUCGUGACCAAUACUGGAGGAAAAUUCGGGAUAAAUUUGAGAAGGAUUCGCCCUUGUCUCCGCGAAGUCCCAAAAGCAAGGAAAACGGUAAAAGCCAGUCUCCAAACCCGCGAAUCUCCUAUCAUCGGUGCAGACCUCCCAUUAGCAGCCCUCAACUCCAGAAAAGUCCCCGAGGAGCCAUUCUACGAUCAGGCAUUCCGACCCCCACUGGAAUUAGCAGGCCUGCGCAGGAUGUGAGGAUCGAUGCCUCUGUUUCCCGUCCGGUGGAUAGCUUGAAUAAAUGGCAGAAACAAGGCGACCAAUGGGUCAAUUUAGAUGCCACUGAGACUACUCCCCGGAAAUCAGUGAGAACAGAUACGACUGUCGAUUCUAGCCCUCAAUCACAUUCUUCCAUCUCGCCAGUAUCUGCCGAGGAAAGCUCCAUAACGGAUUGGGAAGAUCGAUUUGUUGUGAACAUGCCAACUGCAAAAGAUCCCAACCCGCCGAUGAUGACAGCUCAACAAAUUUCCGAUUAUCAGAAAAGCAUUGAAAGGGUACACAGAGAAGGUGGCCAAAUGCUAGAUCCAGAUUCUCUGCCCAGCCGCAACCCUUCACCUGAGAGCAAAUGCAGCUUGAGCGGACAACGAGACCAAAGCCAUAAGGAAGUCAUUACAUCUGACGGGGCGUUUGACGGAGAUCAAAUACCAAAUUUAUCGCCAGAUGAAUAUCGCCUACCAUUGCCUCACUCACAAUCUCCAUAUAAGCCUCCCCAAGCGCCUCCGCCUGCCUCUCAACCUACCACUGCACCCCAACGUGUAGUAGCGAACCACUACUACAGCCCAGAUGAAAUCGGACAUAAUCGAAUUAGCACAAUAUGGGAAGAAUCACCAACAAAAAUCAAAGAAAAGCGACACCCUCAAAAUGCCGACGGCUCUUUUUUAGGGUGCAGGGAGAUCUCAGGGGAGAAAAAUCCAGACGACAUUCUCAAGUUCGCUUCUCCAGACGAUGCCAGUCUUCAUCCACGUCCAUUGGCCCUGGCAUCCAAAAACAAGCAAAAGGAAACGAAGGAGGUGAAGAAAGGGAUAACCCGCAAAACCACACACAAAGUGGAGGAGACCUUAGUCCUCCAAGACGAAAAGCCGCAAACUUUUCGGAAUACGAAGCCUGCCCAAUGCUCGAAGCAAUCAACGAUCUCCCAAGAACAGAUUUGUGUUCCGAACCCUACUUCGAUUCCGGAGUCAGGGACCCAGGAUUCGGGGAAAGAGAACUUCCACCCUACCAGCAAUUCUCCCGACCAGUCCGGAGACCACGGGAAAGGUCGGGGGGAGGACGAUUUAUUCAUCACCACACCCACUAUCACACCCACUAUGAUUCCUACCCCCGACAAGAAACUUUCUGUGCCAAAGCUGCAAGGCUUGCGUCGUCCUGGUGGCGCAAGCCACACAACCACUGCCGAAGCUAUAAAGGCCGUCCGGGCAAGGGCUCAGAUGAUAACAACACCGUUGGGAUUACGGCCCGGAGGCUCGAGUUCGAACAUCAAGCCAACAAUUCCUAUCUUGAAGUCUCCUCAAAUAUUGCCAUCCACCAGCAAAUCAACCACGGAGCAAGAUCAAGCCGUCGACCAGAGCCAAGUUCCAGAUCAAUUACAAGAUCACAAUAUUCCAGCACGAGCCGCGGGGACAACGGCACAUACUGUCCGUGGCUUCAUCCGUACCUCCGGGCUGGCAAAGCCUUCAGGACUGGUGAAGUCACCUACCGACAGUCUCACCACCAUACUGCGCAACGGGACAGAGUGCCUCCGUCAUCGCGCUGAGACUUUGCGGAAUGCUUCUGGAUCUCUCCCGCGCUCGAACCGAAAGCAAUCAAAAAGCCCGAAACCUACUCUUCCGUCCAGAGACAAUUCAGAAUCAUCACGCUCUGAACGGUCAUUUCAAUCCGCAAAAGAAUCGCAGGCUAUCACGGGAAAUGUUCCUGUCUCGCCGCCAAAGGUGGUCAAAGCGGAAACUAAACACACGGAAACUAAACACACGGAAACUAAACACACGGAAACUAAACACACGGAAACUGAACAUAAGAAAACUAAACCCGUGGAAAAAAAGUCAUCAGCAAACGAAUUACCUUCAUCGGGAUCAAAUGUACCGAGGAAACCAGUGCCCAUAAGAAUUACUAUAUCAGAAACCCCUCCCUCGUCACAUAACCCGGAUAAGCUUCCCACAUCAACCAGAAAGAUAUCCGCGCAGGCAAAGCCUUCCAAGUUGGACAAACCCAUCAAGGCUACCAAAACAGCCACAUCUGCACAGCCUGCACCUGAUAAGACAAAAAAUCCCGAUGCUGGAUCAAAAGCAGAUCAGCGGGCCAAAAUUCUACCUCUACCUCGUCUCCGCACCACCGAUAAAGUAUUGGAAAUCGCAGAGCUCGACGGGCUUCAGGUUGCGAGUCCUAAGGAUGAGUUAUUUCAACCCAAUAUCACAGACGUCUUUGCCGAUCUCGGUGACAUGCACCACCGAAACAAAGAUCAUGACGAAGGCCAGGGAAUCAGCCCAUUGAUCCUCUCACUUGUUUUCAACAUCCUCGUUAUAGCUGUUACCCAGGUGAACCGAAUUUUCCGGAUGGGUGCCGAUAGCCCUUACUUCAAGUUCGUGGUCAAUAAUACUCUGAACAUGACUGGUCACUGCUGGAGAGUGUUUGAGUGCAUCUUCACCGCAGUGUCUCACUACCAAGCCACAGGUGCCUGGCCCAGGCCUCGCGGUGACAAAGCUAUCCGCCAGUUCAUGGUAGAACUGCUGCAAGCUGUUUUGUAUCUUCUCGUCCUUGGAUUUGCUGCCAUGUUGAUCGGCCGUACUGCUAGCUACGUCGUUCUCGUGAGUCGUUGGAUAUUAUGGUUUGCCAGACCCUUUGUGUGGGUCUUUCAAUGCAUCGGUCGUGCCCUUAUAGUGUAA